CCCCUAAUGUAGUGGAAGUGACCAGGCUCAUUUGUAAUAGCACCGUGUCCCACUAGUUUCAACUGCGGAGACCCUCAGACUUGCUUUGCUCCCACCCCCCUGCCCCAGGACAAAAAGGAGAAAAGUGUUAUUUCUGUGUAGUAAUUUGCCAGCACAGACACGCCAUUUCUUCUCUUCCCUUCCUCACAGUUCUGCAGGAGUAGACAAGCGUGAUGGUUCCCUGUAACCAGAAGAAACGAGUACUUUUUGAAAGUGCUAAUUAGUUGUUACGGGGGGAAGUUACGUUUUAUUAAAGCGACUUGUCAGCGUGGUGUUAAAAGACUGGAAAGAUUCAGUCCUGGUCUUUGAACAGUCUCUAGUAGAUGUUUGUGGAUUCUUCUGUGGGAUCAGAGGGCACGCCUAUUGUAAUCAGAAAACUCCAAGAAUAGUAGCAGGGAUGGAUGAACAGGCUCUUUUAGGGCUAAAUCCAAAUGCUGAUUCAGACUUCAGACAAAGGGCCCUGGCCUAUUUUGAGCAGUUAAAGAUUUCCCCAGAUGCCUGGCAAGUGUGUGCAGAAGCUCUAGCCCAGAGGACAUACAGUGAUGAUCACAUAAAGUUUUUCUGCUUUCAAGUACUAGAACAUCAAGUUAAAUACAAAUACUCAGAACUAACUACUGUUCAACAACAACUAAUUAGGGAGACGCUCAUAUCUUGGCUUCAAGCUCAGAUGCUGAAUCCCCAACCAGAGAAGACCUUUAUACGAAAUAAAGCAGCCCAAGUCUUCGCAUUGCUUUUUGUUACAGAAUAUCUCACUAGGUGGCCCAAGUUUUUUUUUGAUAUUCUCUCAGUAGUGGACCUAAAUCCAAGGGGAGUAGAUCUGUACCUCCGAAUCCUCAUGGCUAUUGAUUCAGAGUUGGUGGAUCGUGAUGUGGUGCAUACAUCAGAGGAGGCCCGUAGGAAUACUCUAAUAAAAGAUACCAUGAGGGAGCAGUGCAUUCCAAACUUGGUGGAAUCAUGGUACCAAAUUUUACAAAAUUACCAGUAUACUAAUUCAGAAGUGACAUGUCAGUGCCUUGAAGUAGUUGGGGCUUAUGUCUCUUGGAUAGACUUAUCCCUUAUAGCCAAUGAUAGGUUUAUAAAUAUGCUGCUAGGUCAUAUGUCAAUAGAAGUUCUGCGGGAGGAAGCAUGUGACUGUUUAUUUGAAAUUGUAAAUAAAGGAAUGGAUCCUGUUGAUAAAAUGAAACUAGUAGAGUCUUUGUGUCAAGUAUUACAGUCUGCUGGGUUUUUCAGCAUUGACCAGGAAGAAGAUGUUGACUUUCUAGCCAGAUUUUCUAAGCUGGUAAAUGGAAUGGGACAGUCAUUGAUAGUUAGUUGGACUAAAUUAAUUAAGAAUGGGGAUAUCAAGAAUGCUCAAGAGUCACUACAAGCUAUUGAAACAAAAGUGGCACUGAUGCUGCAGCUACUAAUUCAUGAGGAUGAUGACAUCUCUUCUAACAUUAUUGGAUUCUGUUAUGAUUAUCUUCAUAUUUUGAAACAGCUUCCAGUGCUCUCGGAUCAGCAAAAAGCUAACGUAGAGGCAAUCAUGUUGGCCGUUAUGAAAAAACUGACUUAUGAUGAAGAAUAUAACUUUGAAAAUGAGGGUGAAGAUGAAGCCAUGUUUGUAGAAUAUAGAAAACAACUGAAGUUAUUGUUGGACAGGCUUGCUCAAGUUUCACCAGAGUUACUGCUGGCUUCUGUGCGCAGAGUUUUUAGUUCUACACUGCAGAAUUGGCAGACUACACGUUUUAUGGAAGUUGAAGUAGCAAUAAGAUUGCUGUAUAUGUUGGCAGAAGCUCUUCCAGUAUCUCAUGGUGCUCACUUCUCAGGUGAUGUUUCAAAAGCUAGUGCUUUGCAGGAUAUGAUGCGAACUUUGGUAACAUCAGGAGUUAGUUCCUAUCAGCAUACAUCUGUGACAUUGGAGUUCUUCGAAACUGUUGUUAGAUAUGAAAAGUUUUUCACAGUUGAACCUCAACACAUUCCAUGUGUACUAAUGGCUUUCUUAGAUCAUAGGGGUCUGCGGCAUUCUAGUGCAAAAGUACGGAGCAGAACUGCUUACCUGUUUUCCAGAUUUGUCAAAUCUCUGAAUAAACAAAUGAAUCCUUUUAUUGAGGAUAUUCUGAAUAGAAUACAAGAUUUACUAGAGCUUUCUCCACCUGAGAAUGGUUACCAGUCUUUGUUGAGCAGUGAUGAUCAGCUGUUUAUUUAUGAGACAGCCGGAGUGCUGAUUGUUAAUAGUGAAUAUCCAGCUGAACGGAAACAAGCCUUAAUGAGAAAUCUUUUGACCCCACUAAUGGAGAAGUUUAAAAUUCUGUUAGAAAAAUUGAUGCUGGCACAAGAUGAAGAAAGACAGGCAUCACUAGCAGACUGUCUGAACCAUGCUGUUGGAUUUGCCAGCCGAACCAGCAAAGCUUUCAGCAACAAGCAGACUGUGAAACAGUGUGGCUGUUCCGAAGUUUAUCUGGAUUGUUUACAGACGUUCUUGCCAGCCCUCAGUUGUCCCUUGCAAAAGGAUAUUCUCAGAAGUGGAGUUCGUACUUUCCUUCAUCGCAUGAUUAUUUGCCUAGAGGAAGAAGUUCUUCCAUUCAUCCCAUCUGCCUCAGAACACAUGCUCAAAGAUUGUGAAGGAAAAGACCUCCAGGAGUUCAUUCCUCUUAUCAACCAGAUUACAGCCAAAUUUAAGAUACAGGUAUCUCCAUUUUUACAGCAAAUGUUCAUGCCUCUACUUCAUGCAAUUUUUGAGGUAUUGCUCCGACCAGCAGAAGAAAAUGACCAGUCUGCUGCUUUAGAGAAGCAAAUGUUACGAAGGAGUUACUUUGCUUUCCUGCAAACAGUCACAGGCAGUGGAAUGAGCGAAGUCAUAGCAAAUCAAGGUGCAGAGAAUGUAGAACGAGUGCUGGUUACUGUUAUCCAAGGAGCAGUUGAAUAUCCAGAUCCAAUUGCACAGAAGACAUGUUUUAUCAUCCUCUCCAAGUUGGUAGAACUCUGGGGAGGUAAAGAUGGACCAGUGGGAUUUGCUGAUUUUGUUUAUAAGCACAUUGUCCCUGCAUGUUUCCUAGCACCUUUAAAACAAACCUUUGACCUGGCAGAUGCACAAACAGUGUUGGCUUUAUCUGAGUGUGCGGUGACAUUGAAAACAAUUCAUCUCAAACGGGGCCCAGAAUGUGUUCAGUAUCUUCAACAGGAAUACCUGCCUUCCUUGCAAGUAGCUCCAGAAAUAAUUCAGGAGUUUUGUCAAGCGCUUCAGCAGCCUGAUGCUAAAGUUUUUAAAAAUUACUUAAAGGUAUUCUUCCAGAGAGCAAAGCCCUAAGGACUGGAUCUCCCUGUGCCUACUUUAUGAUCAGGAAUUCCAGUUAAUUUAUAAAGAAGCAGUUUUGUGUGCCAUUCACACUGGUUUUUUUUAACAUUGCUUUAAGCUUAUUGCAGUAUAUGUAUUGGGAUUUUUCUGUAAAAUGGGUGUAAUUUUCUCUGAAUACAGGUAUGUGACAACAAAAGAAGUUGCUUGCAUGCCAGUUCAAACUGUUCUAUAUAAAAAUGCUGUUAAAAGAUACAGCACGGUUAUCCUAGUACCUUUUUUUUUUUACUUGAAACGUUAAAUCCUUUAUAAAGACCAUAGCAGGAAAACAGUGUACUUUUUUUCAAUUGCUAAAUAUAAAAUGUUUGAAAAUUUUAAUUUUCUUUUACAUGUGCCGUCUCAAAAUAUGGAGGGAAUAUAAUAAAUCAAAACUAAUUUUUUGUAGAUAGCCAUUACAUUUCUUUAAACUGUUUUCGAUGCCAAUGUGUGUUCUACAAAAGAGAAUGGUUUCAUAAAUUAACUGAUUUAAGAGUAGGUACCAGUGUUAUACACUUUUUAUAAAAAAAUAAAAAUAAAUUUUACGUAGU
This is a messenger RNA of Callorhinus ursinus (northern fur seal), 3897 nucleotides long. RefSeq names its product exportin for tRNA (gene XPOT). Gene Ontology annotation, cellular component: cytoplasm; nuclear matrix; nuclear pore. Gene Ontology annotation, molecular function: small GTPase binding; tRNA binding. The record is from RefSeq and is a predicted model, not a curated record. Gene Ontology annotation, biological process: intracellular protein transport; tRNA re-export from nucleus. Lineage: Eukaryota; Metazoa; Chordata; Mammalia; Carnivora; Otariidae.